Dioszegia hungarica is the source of this 1512-nucleotide messenger RNA. RefSeq lists its product as uncharacterized. The transcript has 2 exons. The coding region runs from base 1 to 1512 and encodes 503 amino acids. The record is from RefSeq and is a predicted model, not a curated record. NCBI's taxonomy places the organism in Eukaryota, Fungi, Basidiomycota, Tremellomycetes, Tremellales, Bulleribasidiaceae.
AUGUCAUCGAUCCCACAAGACACCGAUGUAUCCAGCGUGACCACGGGCUCCGACUUCAUUUCGCCCCACUCGUGUCCAGCCCCGGACACCGACGACGACGGGGAAGUCUGGUACCAUUGUACAGCUGGAUGCCCUCAACAGCCGUCUGAACUCACGAACGACGGCCAAUACACCAGAGGGAUGGGCAGUUGCUACAGCCCCACAACACGCGCCGAGAUGUUGGAGCAACGGUACCAUCGAGUUCUUGACACUGUCUCGGCCCGGCUCGAGGUUGAAGGGAAAGGUCUCUUACUGCCCCGGCUACAGGCAGCUCUCACCGCACUCAAAGCCUCAGCGAAGGAUCUGACAUUCACCACCAUCGGAGAGAAGCUGUCGGAAAUGAUCGAAGGUCGCAUCGUUUCGUUGCAGGACCCCGGAACGCGGCCAUGCCGUUCCGCCUACAAGUCGAUCAGGUUCAGCGACGGCUGGGAUGAGCUCCUCACCCGGGAUCUCGCCAAGGCGAUCAUCGCCACAAAAGACACACUCAGCAUCCAGCAGGUUCUCACCGACGCGUACUGUCUUCUCGCCGAACCGUACCGGUGUGCCGAGGAAUACAAGGACGCUUGGCCAUCACUGAAGUACGAGGUCGAGAGGCUUGUGAAGCUCCGAGGGACUCAUGUCGACGAGGCCAUGGAAGCCGAACGUCAGGCAGAGCGAUGGGCUCCAGUCAUCAGCACUGAACUGGAGGAAUACUGUGACGUAGAAGGCUGCGACAGCGCUACGACUGCGAUUGGGGCGGAAAUGUCCGAGAAUCAAGGCCUCGUCCAGGUCAAGCAUCACGAUGAGUGGUCGGCGUUGGGGAAAGAGCGCUGGGACUGUGUGCUGCACUUCUCAAAGAUCAUUGAUCGGGUCAAGAUGGCUAUGAGUGCGCUCCCCGACCCCCCCUCGCAGGAGACGCAGGAGAUGGACAUGGGGCGUUCUCAAGUCUCUCUCGACAGCGCAGCCUGCACAACUCGAAAUUUGAUCGAGGAUACAGUGAUACCUCUAGUGAUCGCUCACGCCACAUGCUUACACUCGCUACGAGACGAGUUGGGCCAACUCCGGUCUCAUCCAACCCGCAGGACCCACGGCCACGACCCCGACGAUCCCCGCGAUCUCGCAAUGGACAAGCUCUUGGACCUGCUGCAAGACAACAUUGAUAUCAUUAAGCGUGAUGUCUUGGCUUAUGCACGCGGAGGAAUCUCCCUUGUCGACCUCGAGGAUCCUGAUGUGUGGUCCGAGGAAGACGCCUGUACCUUCGCGCGGGCUAUCAUUGAGACAGCCGGUACCGACGCGCACGGCUCGAUUACGGCCGCAUACUACCUCCUUCGCAAUCCCUCGAUAUACGAUGACAACGACAAAGACAUCCUGCCCGGGCUGACUGCAGAUAGCGCGCAGGUGAAACAACAAGCAGAGCCUCAUGAGCCUUUGGAGACGCAGCAUGUCGCGCCGACAUCGGAGGCGUCUCAGAAUAUCGUGGAAGACGGAGCAUAG